Molecule: messenger RNA, 3111 nt
Organism: Penicillium oxalicum
Lineage: Eukaryota; Fungi; Ascomycota; Eurotiomycetes; Eurotiales; Aspergillaceae
Product: rRNA-processing protein UTP21
Exons: 5
Coding region: 1-3111 (1036 amino acids)
Biological process (GO): rRNA processing
Cellular component (GO): Pwp2p-containing subcomplex of 90S preribosome; small-subunit processome
Molecular function (GO): protein binding
Source: RefSeq, a predicted model, not a curated record
AUGCCGGCUCUGGCCAAUGAUACCUUUGAUCUGCCUCUGGCCAAGAGGCAGAAGACUGUUCUCGAGAAGGCACAAGGAUCUUCCCGAGGAGGUUCCAAGAUUUUUGCACCUUACAGGACUCUAGGUCUUGUAUCGCCGACCUCGGUCCCUUUCACCUUUGUGCGCCUGGGCAAAUCGACCUUCCAGAUCACGACCUCAGUCGGUCAUACUUUGCAAACCUAUGAUGUGCGCAAGGGCUUGAGCCUCAUUUUCCUGAGUCGACCACAAACUCCUGAGACCAUUACUGCGACGUUCGCCUGGCAAGAUAAGGUCUUUGCAGCAUGGGGCCACCUUCGACCGCGGUCGCCCGGUGGCAUCUGGGUCUUCAAACGUGGAAAACGAGUAGCGUCCUUGGACAGCCCCGGACUGGAUGCACCCAUUGAACGUUUGGCGGUAUUUGGCUCAUGGGUGGUCGGCUGCUGGUCAGGUGGAUUGGAAGUAUGGAAGAAUGGCAGCUAUGAGCACUACACCAGUCUGCGACCCCGGCCGAUUCCCGGUGCAUCGGGAGACCAAGUCUAUUCCGGUGUCAUGUGCACCAUGCCCACUUACCUCAACAAAGUCUUCGUUGGUCGCACCGAUGGUGCUGUUGACAUUUGGAACCUGCGCAGCGGCAAGCUUCUCCACACUCUUCAGCCUCCAUCCGCCUCUUCACAGCCGGGCCCCGUGACGGCAAUGCAGCACACCCCGGCCCUUUCCCUUCUCGCCAUCGCGCACAAGGACGGUUCUUUGGCGAUUCAAAAUGUCGAUUCUGGCGAAUUGGUAUUGUCUCUGAGAAAUUCUGCUGCCCGAGCUGCCCCGGUGACAUCCAUCGCUUUUCGGAGCGAUGGCCUUGGCGCUGGUCACGAUGGACGAAUGGCCGGCGUGAUGGCCACAGCUACGAGCGGAACGGGAGAUAUUACAAUGUGGGAUCUGAACAACGGGGGUCGAGUGGCGGGUAUCCUUCGAGGUGCCCACCGAGUGUCCAACAACAUCUCAGCAAUGGGCGUGAACCGGGUUGAAUUCCUGGAUGGUCAGCCCGUACUCGUCUCGUCGGGCGAUGACAACGCCUUGAAGACGUGGAUCUUCGACGAGACGCCAUUUUCGCCCAUUCCCCGCCCAUUGCAUUCUCGAGCGGGUCACUCCGCGGCUGUCAACACGAUCGAGUUCCUCCCGGCCUCGUCGGACGGUUCCGAAUUUGGUGGCAAGUGGCUCUUGAGUGCAAGCAAGGAUUGCAGUAUGUGGGGCCUUAGUCUUCGCAAAGACAGCCAGCACGCAGAAAUGUCACAAGGCAAUGUGGAGCGCAAGGCCAAGAAGAUGGGCCCCUCGGACCACACCGGAAUGACCUCGGCCGAGGCGCUCAAGGCGCCUGAGGUGACCUGUAUUGCCAGCUCGCUCAAUCGGGAUGGUGGUAUGGGCACUGCUACUUCAGGGCCAGUGUGGUCGAAUCCUAAGUUUGGGACCACGGAUGCCACCAAUGCCACCGGCUGGGAGAGUGUCGUGACCGGGCACCGGGGUGAUCAGCAUGCCCGGACUUGGUUCUGGGGCAAGAAAAAGGCUGGUCGCUGGGCCUUUGCUACUAGUGACGGAACGGAAGUCAAGAGCGUUGCGAUGUCUCCCUGCGGCACAUUCGCCGUUGUUGGAUCAGCCGGCGGUGCCAUUGAUAUGUUCAACAUGCAGUCCGGUCAGCAUCGCCAAAGUUUCCCUCCGCGCGCACCCAAGCCUCGCAAAGCGAAAAUGCCGGUGGUGGAUUAUUCGGCGGACAAGCAUACCAAAGCGGUCACUGGUCUUAUGGUCGACAACUUGAAUCGAACGGUGAUCAGCUGUGGUCUGGAUGGCAAAGUCAAGUUCUGGGAUCUUCUCAAGGGCACAUUGAUUGAUCAGCUCGAUUGGCAUCCCAUGGCGGCCAUCACGGGACUCCGCUACAGCAAGACCAGCGAUCUGGUUGCCUUCAGCUGUGACGAUCUCUCCAUUCGCGUGGUGGAUCUGGAGACCCGAAAGUUGGUUCGUGAGUUCUGGGGCUGUGUGGGUCAGGUCAAUGACUUUAUUUUCUCCAACGACGGACGUUGGAUCGUCGCGGCCUCCAUGGACUCCGUCGUCCGUGUCUGGGAUCUGCCCACGGGUCAUCUCAUCGAUGUUUUCCGCGUCUCCAGUACUUGCGUGUCGCUGGCAAUGUCGUCAACUGGCGAGUUCCUUGCUACUGCGCACGCCGGUAGCAUUGGAAUCAGCCUUUGGAGCAACCGAUCCCUUUUCAUGCCCGUUUCGACCAAGAAUAUGGAUGACGAUGUAAUCGAAGACGUGGCUGUGCCUACCUCUUCCGGUGAGAGCGGUGCGGGACUGGUCGAGGCCGCGUUUGUGGACGCAGAGGAAGUGGAUGAGUCCGAGGGGCCAGUGCUGGCCACUGAACAACUCCAGAAAGACAUGGUGACACUGAGUCUGGUUCCCAAGAGCAGAUGGCAGACAUUGCUGCAUCUGGAUUCCAUUCGGGAACGGAAUCGCCCGAAAGAAGCCCCGAAAGCCCCUGAAAAGGCACCUUUCUUCUUGCCCUCUCUGCUUGGCCCUGGCGCUUCUCAAGCCGCUAAAGACGCCGCCGCGGCCGACGCUGCCGAGUUGGCAGCUCUCACGCAGACCGUGGACGCGGAGCGGUCUCGCGUGUCCAAACUUCAGUCCGGUAAUCUUGGUCCCGCAGAAUCUCCCAUCACACGACUCCUGGAAUCCGGACACGAAGGUGGCUCGUUUGAUCCUCUUGUUGAGCAUAUGAAAUCCCUUUCGCCUGCACGGGCCGACCUUGAGAUCCGCUCUCUGGAUCCCCGUGUGCGUAACGGAUUCUCUGAAUUGGCGACUUUUGUUGAGGCGCUCACUGCACGCCUCAAGCUGCGCCGGGACUUUGAGCUGGUGAACGCGUGGAUGGCUGUUCUGCUGAAGAUUCACUCCGACACAGUCGCUCUCUGCUCGCAUCGCGACGAGCCCGAGUAUCGGCUGCUGCGGGAUGCUUUGGCGGCUUGGGCUCGCGAGCAGCGGCAGGAAGGCGAGCGCUUGGCCGGCCUUGUAGGAUACUGUCGUGGUGUUGCUGGCUUCUUGCGUUCAGCUCGUUGA